This is a messenger RNA of Pisolithus orientalis, 1480 nucleotides long. RefSeq lists its product as uncharacterized. NCBI's taxonomy places the organism in Eukaryota, Fungi, Basidiomycota, Agaricomycetes, Boletales, Pisolithaceae. Bases 323 to 1153 code for a protein of 276 amino acids. The record is from RefSeq and is a predicted model, not a curated record. The transcript has a single exon.
CUUUUGUCAUCUCAGAGUCGAUGUUGCUAGUUCGUCUUUCACCGACAGGUUAUGUUGAUUCCCAUAGAUGGUCAUUUAUUUCUGAUCACAAAAUUUUCAUUUCACCUGUCUAUCUAGUUACGUGUUCCCCCGUUUCUUUUCGAUCCGUAUGCUUGUCUCCGUUUCUAUUUCGCGUUUCCGAUGUUAUCAUCAUCAUCCACAUACAUACCACCCACGUGCAUGACGUUCUCCCGUCAUACUAAUGAUCCCUUUGUUCACAUAGCAUUUGACCGCAUGACCGUUAAGUAGUAAUUAGCUUGACUGACUGUAUGAACUUUACGCUAUGCUAUGUAUGUAUGCGCCUGGGGCGCUGACUUGGGACUGUUUGUUCGCGUCGCAGUCAUUUGUGUUCAGGCAUUUGUUGUUGUCUCGAUCUCGAUUUGUCUGUCUUGUGCAUUUAUUGUUUUCCGUACCGUUCAUAUCCGUGUCAUUAUCCGUAGAUAUCGCAACCGCGGAAUCUUAUUGGAGGUCGAGUGAAACCAGUAGCUUCGAUCCUGAUUCUGUCGGAUGCCAUAUCCAUUGUGUGUAUUAUCGGUCCAUUUUUGACCUCGCGUUUGUCCGGACGUGUUUCAAUAAGGUAGAAAGGUUCCGCCAGGUUUCAUAUUUCAUUGAUAGAACACUAGAACACUCAUUUUUCUUUGUUAUUUACUUCCGUUCCUUAUUAUUCCAUGAACUUUUUGAUUCCGCUGCUUUGUUACAUAACGUAAUACACAUAUCCGGUUACAUCACUCAAAAAACUAGGGGACUCGUAACAAUCGAGGACUUCCCUUUAACUGUCAGGACCUGGUAUGGCCGUUCAUAUCAUCGUGCCCCAGAGGCCGUGCUGCUCAGUAGUCGGGUCGACUGUCAUACUUAUGCAAUGCUAAUCUCCACGGCAUUAUGGACACGAUCUAUUAUGUUAUCAAGUUACCACGGAUAUCUCGCCCCUCUCGUUCCUGUCAACGUGCAUGUCUGUACGCUUCUUGGCGUCGUUUCGUUGCAUCUACCGUCCCGCGAUCGCUGCGGAAUUACCUCAGAAAAGAUGCCCCCACCAUCAGAGUCCCAUUUAAGGAGACGGUCAUUGAAGUACCCGCAACACUCACCGCUUAGGGUAUCAACAGGGACAGCUUGGUGACGACAACUCAAACAGCGAGAAUUGGAAGCCCCUUGGUAAGUGCUGCGCACAUUGCCGGACAGGCGAUACGACCACGAUUGUGGCCGGAGGUGCAUAAUCGGCGGAGACCCGUGGAGAUGGCGGCGGUAGCGCUUACCCUUUGCCCCACUGGCUGGACUACGUGGCCCUAUGACAUUGUUCAGACAGCCCGACAUGCGGGAUAUGCAGCUGAUACUCCGAUGGCUCUAGCGACCCUCUGAACCAUUCUAAGUCCGAGUCCAUAGACCGACGGCCAAACUCGCAGUAACUGGAAAAAGAGACCGAGUCGGAAGAGCCCAGCCACUCGAG